This is a messenger RNA of Spinacia oleracea (spinach), 1331 nucleotides long. RefSeq lists its product as uncharacterized. Bases 114 to 956 code for a protein of 280 amino acids. The record is from RefSeq and is a predicted model, not a curated record. NCBI's taxonomy places the organism in Eukaryota, Viridiplantae, Streptophyta, Magnoliopsida, Caryophyllales, Amaranthaceae. The transcript is spliced from 13 exons.
AAUUCCGCAACUUCUUAAAACUGUAAUCGAGCUCCACCUCUCUCCCUCUUCUUUCUGUUGUUGACGACGAACGAAUUAGGGUUCUUCGUCGAUCUCAAAACUCGUCAGUUUCAAUGGCGAUGCAAGCUGGAUUAGGUGUAUCUCGACUUCUCUUGUUAGUCGGAGCGGGUUAUACUGGCACUGUUCUCGUCAAAAACGGAAAAUUAUCUGACAUCAUUGGCGAGCUCCAGGGUCUGGUGAAGGGUUUGGAGAAUUCAGAUGACUCUGCAAAUGCUGAUUCUGAAAUUGCUAAACAGGUACGCAAGUUGGCACAAGAGGUUCGGAAUAUAGCCUCAUCGAGGCAAAUCACUGUGGUGAAUGGUGGAUCUGGCGGGACUGAUUUCUCAUCUCUUAUUCUUCCGGCUGCAAGCUUGGGUGCCUUGGCCUAUGGGUAUAUGUGGUGGAAGGGUCUUUCUUUCUCUGAUCUUAUGUAUGUCACCAAGCGUAAUAUGGCAACGGCAGUCGCAAACUUGACAGCAAAUCUGGAUAAUAUUACCGACAGGCUUUCUAAAGUAAAGUUACACUUGACUCAAAGGAUUGAGAACCUGGAUGGGAAAGUUGAUGAGCAGAGAGAGAUGUCAAAACAAAUUAAGGACGAGGUCUGUAAAACUCGUAGCGAAAUCGACAAUGUUAACAGCCAGUUAUACGCCUUAAAAGACACAGUAAACAGUUUGGGGAAGGACAUGGAAUCAUUUGAAGCGAAACAGAUGCUUACACUUAGUGGUGUGAAAUACUUGUGUGAUUAUGUUGAUGGGAGGACUUCAAAGGCGCCUAAGAUUUCUCAACACCUUCAGGAACAAGUCAAACAUGGCAAAAUUCGUGCUCAGCUCUCAUCUUCAAAUGCUCUUGGCCUCCAGGGCCUCAAAGACAUCGCAGAAUCAGUAAAUGUGACCAGGUCCAUCAAAGAGAUUGAGUGACCCGCCAAAAAACUCGAAGGUCUCUGCAUCAGUCAAGGUUUCAAAGUUCUGGAAUUUUAAGGAUGCUGUGGGAGAAGUAGUAUAAGGCAAUAAUUUUCGUAUACUGGUAUAUAUUAGUGAGCAGAAGACUGUAGGAGGAAAAACCAUGGCGAUUAUGUUUUAUUUUUUUUGUUUAAGAAAAAAUUAUGGGCCACCCAGCAUCCCGCCCAAGUUUAUUGCAUAACCAUCUUAUAUUCAAAGUUUGAUGUACAUCUUGAUCUCAAGAUCUAACAAUGCACCUUCUUUUUAUUCGGUUUCAAUAUAAAUGAAGCCGAUUUCAUAUUAUAGUUUCAAAUUUGCAGAAUGUAAUGAAUUACCCUGUGUUUUUGUUUUGUA